Molecule: messenger RNA, 1981 nt
Organism: Chinchilla lanigera (long-tailed chinchilla)
Lineage: Eukaryota; Metazoa; Chordata; Mammalia; Rodentia; Chinchillidae
Gene: Cfap157
Product: chromosome unknown open reading frame, human C9orf117
Exons: 8
Coding region: 47-1624 (525 amino acids)
Biological process (GO): sperm axoneme assembly
Cellular component (GO): ciliary basal body; cilium
Molecular function (GO): microtubule binding
Source: RefSeq, a predicted model, not a curated record
CAACCACCUGGCCUCUUCUGGGGGACUUGGAACAUUGGUCACAGCCAUGGCUCCCAAAAAGAAGGCAAACAAGGGAGACAAGGAGAAGAAAGGGGGCAAGAAGGACCCCAGUGUGGCCAUCAAGCCCAUGGAGGCGCCCUUGGCAGUGGAGAUGCGGGAGUUCUACCUCAUCCAGAUCCGAGACCUGGAAGACAGGCUGGCCCGGUACCAGCGGAAGUCGGAUGAGUUGGCCUCACAGGAGAGGCUGUCCCGCCAGGAGUUUGAGCAGAUGGCCAACAACAAGAAGGAGAUCGUGGCCUUCCUCAAGCACACGCUCAACCAGCAGGUGGACGAGAUCACCGACCUCAAGGAGCAGCUGCAGAGCCUGCAGCUGGCCAAGGAGAUGGAGAAGGACGCCUUCGAGGCACAGCUGGCCCAGGUGCGCCAUGAGUUCCAGGAGACCAAGGACCAGCUGACCACGGAGAACAUUGUCCUUGGGGGAAAGCUGGCCGCCCUGGAGGAGUUCCGGCUGCAGAAAGAGGAGCUCACGGACAAGUUCAUGUCCCUGGAGGACCAGCUGCAGAAGCAGGAGAACGAGUACAAGGACUACGUGUACAACCUGGAGAAGAAGUCGGUGCUGGACAAGGACAGACUGAGGAAAGAGAUCAUCCAGCGAGUGAACCUGGUGGCGGCCGAGUUCCACAAGAUGGCCUCGGACCAGACGUGGGAAACGACAAAGCGCGCCAUCAUGGAGAACAACAACAUGACGCUGCAGCUGGCCAAGGUGUCCCAGCAAGGCCUGCAGCUGCUGCAGGAGAACGAGCGGCUCAAGGGCACGCAGGUGGAGCUGCGCAAACAGCUGGGGCUGCUGGAGGACAGCCAGAAGGUCAUGGCCAGGAACAACAAGGGCCACCAAAAGAUCAUCCUCAUGCUGACUGAGAAGUGCCGUGGGCAGGAGCAGGGCGUAGCCGAGGCCAAGCAGCUGCGUCUCCUGCUGAACCAGCUGGAGCAGAGUGUCCUGCAGCUGCAGACGGACAACCAGGCUCUGCGGAACCAGAGAGACCAGCUGAACCAGCAGCAGCAGCAGCAGCAGGCUGAGGUACAGCGACUACAGCAGGAGCUGACUGAGGAGCAGAAGAUUCGGGCCAGCCUAGAGGUGACCCUGGCCCAGGCCAUCUUGUACGUGCAGUGUAUUCUGCAGAUGCACACGGAUGUAAGCGACGGUGACUUCGAUGUGGCUCUCCAGCUGCGGUGCAAGGAGCUGUUGCAGCAACUGCUGGCCCUGCUCAGGUCUGCCAUCACCCUGAACCCCCAGACAGCUGCAUGUGCCUGCAGCGAGAAGCAGCCCCGGGGCCUGCCCAAGCAGAGCCGACCCCGAGUCCUGCAGCAGCAGCUGUCUGACACCACCGCUUCCCAGCCAGGGCAUCUAGGCCUGGUGCCUCGCCAAGGCCACAUCCCACCCAACCCCCAGGACCUCAGGCUACUCUCGUCUAUCACCCGCAUGGGGACUCUCCGGGCACACAGCACUCCUGAGGUGAGGGCUCCAGGGGCACCAGGGACGGCAAGACAGCAGCCAGGCGUGGGGGCAGUGUGGCUCUGCCAGGACACACUGCGUGGCCUUCGGGGUGUGACUCGACGGCCCUGAGUCUCCCUGUCUGUAAGAUGUGAAGAAGGGAGGGGCAGGGCAUGCCCACACGUCCCCGGGAGGGGCCUACGGGGCCUUGUCCCUCCCCCACUGGCAGGAGAAAGGUGAGAUCAGCCACCCCACCAGGAUUCAGCACCCAAGCAGGCAUCUUUAAUCCUACAGAUCCAUGCCUCCGGUGCUCUAAAAAGGCUCAAAAAGUUCAGUCUUCCGGAAGUUUUCCUGCGUCCCAAGUAGCACCGCGAAGAGACCAACCCUACCCCACCCCAGAAACGGACUGUUCUGGCCAGUCGCCCCUGGGAAUCUGUAAGAGGCCCAGGACAGCCCAGAGAAGAGUUCUAUAAAAAGUAGACACCCUUA